Messenger RNA from Debaryomyces hansenii CBS767, 1242 nucleotides. RefSeq lists its product as uncharacterized. Lineage: Eukaryota; Fungi; Ascomycota; Pichiomycetes; Serinales; Debaryomycetaceae. The transcript has a single exon. The record is from RefSeq and is a predicted model, not a curated record. Bases 1 to 1242 code for a protein of 413 amino acids.
AUGGCAUCCAAUAGUGUUGUAAUUGGGUCUAUAAUUGGAGCGGUGAUUGGGACAUGCUUUCUAUUAUCAUUUGUUAUGAUUUUGUAUUGCUAUUGGUGUUGCGUAAUCUAUGUUAAGUCACCCCAAGAUGAGUACAAUGUGUCUGAUCUCCAUUUUCGGGACAAGCAGAAAACGACGCAUACUUUAAGGCAUAUGUUUAAAGCAAUGUCAUGGAUAUACGGUGGACUGAGAAGUAAAGAUUUAGAAGACCAAAUCGAUAUAGACAAACCGCCAAGUUCAGUGACGAAUUGUGAUACGAAUUUGAAUUCAAAUUCAACGUUUUCAAGGCUAGCACUCAAGAGUUAUACGCUUCCUUCUGAAGAUGGUGAGACACCACAAGUAUGUAUGGGCAAUGUGAAAGAUGUAAACAUUAUCCCGUGUUUUAAUAAGGACGAUACAACUAGUUAUUCACUGGUAUAUAAGGAUGCGAUAGAUAGGUUUGAUUUAUCAGACGGACUUGCUAGUACAAACGUCGACCGAAGAAACUCUUUGAAGGCUAAACACCUUUCAAAUAUAAGAAGGAUGUCAUCGUUGACAUAUCGAAUGGAUGAUUCUGAGCCGAGUAAUUUUGUAACAACUGUUGCCAAACCGUCAGAAAGUGAACAGUCUUAUAUUUCGGACCAAUAUGAUAGCUUUACACGCACUUUGAUGUUACAGAACUUGAUUGGCAAUUCAGUUAACGCCAUUAAGAAAAACGUUAUUCGGGAACUUUACGAUCCCUAUCUGGAAAACUUGAUUUCUGUUGGAGGGAUAGUCGUUGUCGUUAAACCAUUCGACGGAGUUAAUGAUUUUGAGUUUAACUCGUUACAGACUGGGGACCUUUUGAGAGUUGUUCGGUUUUAUGUGAAGGGAGAACUUGACAUAGAUAAAUCCAAAAUGAAACAUGAUGAAGAUUCGAUAGAUAUUGCAGAAUCCCGAAAUAAUUCAUCGACUGAUGCAACAAUUAGAAGCGGCAUAUGCAUCGGUAGAUCUGAUCCUAACUAUAAUAGUGUCUACUGUACUGGAAUUUUGCUUAAUACAUACCUAGAAUAUAACAAACAAACCCGUGAUUUAUCGUUAAGACUUAAAAAGGAUGCCGAAGAGAAUGAAUUUGAACUACUUAAGGAUUUCCCGCUUAGAAUUGUUUCCCUCGAAACUACAGUUUUAAAAAAAGUAUCUGAAUCAUCAGUCGCUAAAGAUAAAUUUGAGAAUCACUUCAGUUAA